GAUGUGGACGACGGGCACGUGAAGGCCCCCAGGGCGCUGCACCAGGGCUACGACCACAAAGAGGUGCGGGACUGGCCGGCCCAGCGCUUCGAGGUGAUCCGGAAGCUUCAGGAUGCCACCCGCAACAGGGGACAGGUGGUCCUUAUGAAGGACAAGGAUGAGAACAGGUUAGUUGCAGUGAAAAUCAUGCCGAACAGGUGGGUGGGCACGAGCCACUCGGACUUCGUGAUCGACCACCCCUCGGAAACGGAACUGCCCUGGCAGGACCUCGGAUGUGUGCGCUUCUUGAACGACGUGGGCUUCCCUUAUGCCUGUGAUCUGCUGGGUGUGUACCGGGAUGCAGAGCACACUUAUGUCGUGACAACCUUCGCGACCGAAGGGGACCUCUUCUCCUGGUGCGAGGGUGGCGUGUCUCCGGGCCACGAGAGGGAAAUCGUCGUUCAGCCCAUUGCGCGACAGCUCAUGGAGGGGAUUCAGCAGCUUCACGACUUUGGGAUCGUGCACCGUGACCUCUCCCUUGAGAAUGUGCUCAUGUCAAAAACAAAUGGUGAUACGAUGACAAUAAAAAUCAUCGACUUUAGCAUGGCCUCGACAGCAAGGUCUUUCAGGAAUUGCAUAAGAGGGAAGGCUUCAUACCAGGCACCUGAGCUGCACACGGACCAGGAGUACGAUGCCUACCUGACGGACGCUUUCUCGCUAGGCGUCACCCUUUAUGCUGUACUGCUGAAGGACUACCCAUGGCUCUCUACUCGGCCUGGUGGAUGCAAGUGCUUCGAGUAUGUCAAGAAGCACGGUUUCCGCGCGUACUUAGCGAAGCGCAAGCUCAGGAACAGCACGCAGCGAGUCGUGGAGUUUAUGUCUGAGCCGCUAGUCUGUCUUCUUGAAGGCUUGCUGACCUUUGAACCAAGCGAGCGGCUGACCUUGGGAGAGCGGAAGUGGGGCAGCUCCAGGCCGUCCAUUUGGGACCUAUCCUGGCUUCAUGAAGGCAGUUGCGACACUGUCUUCACUUUUCGUCUUUUUGGAGCUCGGAGCCUCCUUCCCAAAACCACCUGGUGCCCUGCGCAGCGCGCGCGCGCUUCUGGCAGGACCUGGGAAGGUCUGAGGUCUGAGCCCAGGGCGGACGGCUCUGGUCUUUGCAUGUGUCCCUGGAUUCUCUUCCGAGCCGUAAUCGUAAUAGCCAUCGGCAUCCGCCGAAGUUUCACCCCGAGGCAUGUUAGGUUCCUGCCAUGCGCAGUCGGCAGAAUAUCAGCUAUCGCACGUCCCGAAGCGUAUUUGACAUCGCGCUUGGCCGUUUCAAGCUUCGUCUUUUUGAAAAGACGCUGCGCGCGGAGCGAAAGAGGGAUGCAUCUUCAAUGCGGUCUGCGAGCCACACCAGCUCCAUGA
Symbiodinium necroappetens is the source of this 1383-nucleotide messenger RNA. The record is from the annotation of a GenBank genome assembly. NCBI's taxonomy places the organism in Eukaryota, Dinophyceae, Suessiales, Symbiodiniaceae.